AUGGCAACCAGCCUCAUCGUUAUUGGCCCUUUGCCACUAGUGACCUCUAUAACUGGAUUUAAAAACUCCCCCACCAUUUUUGACGAAGCUUUGCAUGAAGACUUGGGCUGGACAGAGACUUUCCCCACCAAGCACGAAACGGCACAGACUGUGGCCAAAAAGCUUUUAGAAGACAUCCUACCAAGGUAUGGUUUUCCUGUUAUGUUAGGAUCAGACAAUAGACCUGCUUUUGUCUCUAAGGGCAUGAACUCCAGGGCGGGUUCAGGUGCACCCGGGGGUGGAGGAGGGGUGGGGAAGGCCGGGAGGAGGUGGGCGGGACCGGAGGCUCGGGUCCCGGAGGGCUCGGGGGUGGGCAGGGGGCGGGGCGCUGCUGCAAGAAAUGCUCGCGGGGGUGGGGGUGGGGGGGAGACGCGGGUUGCCAGGCUGGUCCGGCUCCACAAGGCGGGUGAGGUCGGUCACCGCUGUCGCACCUGGGGUCGUCGGUGUCUUGAUGGUGACAGCUCAUUCUGUGAGUGUGCGGGGCGGUAUUCAGGCAAGCCAUGCCAGUGUCCAAGGUGUGAAAACAGUCCUUGUGGAAACAGGGCCACCUGUGUCCCCAAAUCCGGAGCAGACAUCCUCUGCCUCUGCCCCAAUGGGAAGGCUGGAGCCCGGUGGACGGAAAGUAAGGAGAGGGAGGCCGGGAGUCACCCAGAGCAUGAAGGACAGCCUGACAGGCACAUACAUCAAACCUUCUGCUCAGUGCUUUCCAAGUUCUUGAGACAAGAUCCAUUCAUGAGACUGAUGGCUGAGCAGGUGUUCCCCACACCUUGCAGAGUGCCAGACCCAAGUAAAGGCAACAGAUUUAAAGAUGCCAGGAAGGGAAUUCAUUCAGGGGUGAUUGUGGCAGAGAUGACUGGAGCCAAGGCAAACAUGGGAAUGAAAACGCUGCUGCUACCUCCCUGCAUGAGGACCUUUGCUGUCCACAUCUGCUCCUCAUUCCCACUGCCUGUUGCCAUUGCAGUGCAAGAAUACUGUCUUCUCUUCUUCACCAUAUCACUGUAAAGACAAAGAGGGAAUGUGUUCCCUUGUUUCUUGUCCUCUGGAUCCCUUCCAUAAAUACGUCAAGUAAUUCGCUUGGCCUCCUAAUGAGUUCUCAGUGGGACACAGCCGUGCAAAAAGCAGCAUGCGGGACCAACUUGUACCUCAGCGCAGGCUCUAGCAUCCCGCUGCCUGGGACAAGAUUUGAUUCCUCCUGACCAGCCCCAUGCGGUUUUGGACAAGUUAUUGGUGUCUCUGUUCCUCAGCCUCAGCGAGUCUAACAACAGAGCUACCUCUUAGAUGUCAUGAGAAUUAAGCACCAUAAUGCACUAAAUGCUUAACGUACCAUGGGACAUGAACAAAAUCCUUCUGUUUUGUAAGAGUCGUCCAGCUAAGAUUCUCUCCCACAAGGAACCUCUCUCUACCCCUUGUCAUUGUGGGAAAAAGGGCUGGAUGGCCCUCCUGGGGAGAAAGAAAACGCUUCAGGCUAUCAGUGGAAAUCAAAAUUAAUUUCCUUUAAAAAAUUUCUCUAAGUUGGUGACACUUUAUGCAGUGAUUAAAGACACACAGGGAAUUACAAAAUCAGGGAGGAAGGCCAUGUUGCAGGGACACUAGCCAUCACGGGCUAUUUGAGGACACGGUGCCUCUGAGAGCAGCUUAAUGUCAGGCUGGCAUUUUGCAACAGUGCAUUCCAGUUCGAGGAAUAUUCUGUCACCUAAGCUUGGAGCUCUCUGGAUGACAUCCGCUCCAACAAGACCUGGCUUCCUCUCUCCACCUCAGCAGCUCUUUGAUUGCCCUGCUGCUCAAAGUGCACCGUCCGGUGUCCCCCAUUUCCCAUCAUGUUUGGACCCCUAUUUUCCAGCUUCUGGUCACAAGAACUGUUGAAGCGUCAAACCCACGCCCAGAGGGGAGUUUGGAGGCCCAGGGCGAGGCUGAACAGGAACAUGCUCUGAGAGCGACUCCUCUGGCUCUGGGCUGAAGGCAGCUUGUGAGUGGUCUGCACUCUUUCUUCCUUAAGAACUGAGGAAAACUGCCCUUCCUUUUGCUCAGUGGGCAGGUGAGCACCUCCCACCUUUCGUUUUUUCUUCUUUUUUUUGGACCCAGGGAUCGAACUCGGGUCCUUGCGCUUGCGCAGCAGGCGGUGAAAUCACUGAGCUAAAUCCCCGGCCCUCGCAUUUUCUUCUUAUCUCAGCAUCUGUAAAGAGAAAAAGUUAGGUUGGCACAAAUUAAAAAGCAACACUUAAAAUAAAUACGUAUUCCAAUGUA
Messenger RNA from Heterocephalus glaber (naked mole-rat), 2283 nucleotides. The record is from RefSeq and is a predicted model, not a curated record. NCBI's taxonomy places the organism in Eukaryota, Metazoa, Chordata, Mammalia, Rodentia, Bathyergidae.